AUCAGUUUUAUAUCAGUUACCCACCGAAUAAGUUAAUGUCUAGAACAUGUUAAAGUUAUUGGUAAUAAUUGGAUUGGAGUUUCUUGCAAAUAAUGCAGCUAAAGCACAAACUCAACCAACAUUAUGCUCAGACUCACCUAGCAUGGCUUUUAAUGUCACUCAGAUAAGUGGAGUGUGGUGGGAAGUGGCUCGAAGACCAGCACUUGCCACACUGGCCUGUGUAAAAGUCAACUUUACAGAAAUUCAACCGGAGAAUGUCUUGCAAAUAGCAACCACAAACGUGGUCUCAAACACUUAUUUGUGGGUUAAUCAAACCAUGUAUGCCAAUGUAUCGUUGGCAACCGAAAAUAGUAACGGCUACAAUAUUUCAUAUAUUGAUGGUAUUUCUACAACCAAAUAUACUGUCUAUAAACUCUUGAACACUGAUUACACUAGUUAUGCCUUAUUUUGCGGCUAUACAAAUGCUACCAAUAACGCAACGUCCUUCGGCUUAAUACUGACUCGUGAACGUUAUCCAAAUACAACACUACUCAAUACUAUAGAAGAUCAAGCCUCUUCUUUAUAUUCGGAUUUUUCCUUUGGCACCCUACCAUUGGUCACUCAAUCACCAACAUGUUACGCUGCUGGAGCUGGCACUCAAUACACAAUAUUUGCAACAAUAUUUUCAUGUUUAUAUGCGAUUUUGAUUUCUGUCAUCUGAAACUAAUGAUGAAAAAUAAUAUUAAAGAAAUAUUAAUAAUAA
Lucilia sericata (common green bottle fly) is the source of this 742-nucleotide messenger RNA. RefSeq lists its product as uncharacterized. The transcript is spliced from 3 exons. Lineage: Eukaryota; Metazoa; Arthropoda; Insecta; Diptera; Calliphoridae. The coding region runs from base 47 to 700 and encodes 217 amino acids. The record is from RefSeq and is a predicted model, not a curated record.